AAGCUGGAUCAGUAUCAAGGACUCUCAGUGUGUUCCCUUUGCAAAUCUGCCGGAUUUGAAGAAUAAGAAGCUGGGAGAGAGAUUUUGUGUUACCCUUGCUCCAUCUUUGUUUGCGAUUGAAAUUGUGGCAAAUCUGAUUAAAAAUCCUGUUACGAACAAGGAAGAGAGGCCUGCUACAACAAUGGCUAUGCUGGAACAGAUGGGUGGACCUCACCAGGAACUCUGUGGGCUACAGAAUCUGGGACUCAUGGACACUGUGAAUCACCUUGUCAACUGUACAUCCACAAACACCAUUGUUGCCAGAUCACCAUACUUCAUUCCACCAUUCAAACAGAUAUUCAGCAAAUCUCAGGCACUGGUUGUGGGGAGCCCACAUUUCUCUUCACCGUUAUCCUUGUGGGGAAGAGUUUGGAAGCCGUGGGGACCAUUAAUCGGAGCCCAGAAGGAGGUUAUCAAGGUGGCUGAGUAUCUGCAAACAGAGGCAGUCAUGGGCGAAGAAGCCACUAAAAAGCUUGUGCUCAGCCAACUUCCACACAUGACAAUUGUGCAUAUCGCAACUUAUGGGAGCUGGGAGGACGGUGUGUUGGUCUUUACCCCACACCCACCUCCAGUUGCAGGAGAACUAGUGGAGGAGCGUUCCUAUUUACUGACCAUUCCUGAGAUCCUUGAGCUGAAACUGAAGGCUAAAAUUGUCGUCCUGUCUAGCUGUGGGGAUGGAGGGACUAACCAGGAUCCUGUGGUGCCUUUGGAACUGCCCACUGCCUUCCUCAGAGCUGUUUUUGCAGACUCCAUUUCUGUUUUAAGGGCCAAAAAGAUGGCUAGGUCCAGUUCGAGCAUGACAACUCCACCACGUGGACAUGGGGUAUUCUGACGGCACUGGG
Molecule: messenger RNA, 881 nt
Organism: Rhincodon typus (whale shark)
Lineage: Eukaryota; Metazoa; Chordata; Chondrichthyes; Orectolobiformes; Rhincodontidae
Exons: 6
Coding region: 182-871 (229 amino acids)
Source: RefSeq, a predicted model, not a curated record